Messenger RNA from Carcharodon carcharias (great white shark), 9794 nucleotides. RefSeq names its product mitogen-activated protein kinase kinase kinase 3 (gene map3k3). The transcript has 17 exons. Gene Ontology annotation, biological process: protein phosphorylation. The record is from RefSeq and is a predicted model, not a curated record. Gene Ontology annotation, molecular function: protein binding; protein kinase activity; ATP binding. Lineage: Eukaryota; Metazoa; Chordata; Chondrichthyes; Lamniformes; Lamnidae. The coding region runs from base 323 to 2203 and encodes 626 amino acids.
CCCCCCCACCCCAUCACCCCACCUCCGAUUCGUAACCGCCAUGGAGACGGUGGGAGCUGCGCAGCGUCGGGGCUGAAUUGUGCAGAGAGCGAGUGAGGGGGGGCCGGGGCUGGGGCCCAGAGCCCCGGGACAAAGCGGAGGCUGGAGCAGGCAGAAGGCGGCCCAGAGCGGGGGUAGAGAGGCAGGCCGGAGUCUACCGGGAUAUACCCAAACCGGGGGCAAACUGACCACCGUACACAAAUGCAGUUGCCAUAGAUGACUGUUGAGCAGAGGAAAUUCUGCCUAGUCUUGAACUGAAUUUACAACAUUGCCUGCUGCAAACAUGGAUGAGCAGGAAGCUUUAAAGUCCAUUAUGAAGGACCUGGUUGCCCUGCAAAUGGGACGAAGGAGCCGAAUGAGUGGCUACGACAGCGUGAAGAGCAAAGCCAGCGUCCACGGCAACAAGCAGAAUGAUGUUCGAAUAAAGUUUGAACAUAAUGGUGAAAGAAGAAUCAUACAGUUCAGCCGUCCAGUUAAGUAUGAAGAACUGCACCAGAAAGUCAAGACCGUGUUUGGGCAGCUAAUGGAUUUAAACUACACAAACAAUGAGCUACUAAUUCCAUUACGAAGCCAGGAUGAUCUCGACAAAGCUGUUGACCUGCUGGAUCGAAGUUUUAACAUGAAGAGCCUGAAAAUCUUGCUUGUAGCUCAGGAGAAAAACCACACAUCACCAGCUUCUUCAGUUGUUACGAAACAGGUCCGCAUUAAGGCUUCUCAGUCAGUGGGAGACAUUCUCAGCACCAUCUACCAGCCACAAGAGUCACGAGGCAGGCACCUCUCUGUUGGUUCUCAGAACACAGGUCGAAGCUCACCACCCCCAGGAUAUGUACCAGAGCGACAACAGCGAAUUGCUCGCCAAGGAUCCUACACCAGCAUUCACAGUGAAGGGGAAUUCAUCCCUGAGAACAUGGAACAAUGUAUCUAUGAACCCCAGAGCAGUACUGAGAACUCCAUGUCGGGCAGCUGCCAGUCCUUAGAUAGGAGAGCAGACAGUCCAUCAUAUCGGAAGUCUCGUAUGUCCAGAGCGCAGAGCUACCCUGACAACAGACAGCUGUACCUGGAUCGUGAGAACCAUGUCUAUGAUAAGGCUGGAAAAGGGGGAACUUAUCCCCGACAGUUCCAUAUGUCUGUCCACCAGAAGGAUUAUGGUGAUGGACGGAGAACCUUCCCAAGAAUUCGCCGACAGCAAGGGAACCUGUUCACUCUCGUUCCCUCCAGCAGGUCGCUGAGUACAAACGGGGAGAACAUGGGUUUGGCUGCUCAGUACAUGGACAGCAGGGGGAGAAUCCGCAGCGGGGACAUCGAAAACACGCUCUCGGUGCAAGAGAGGAAUGUUUCCACUAAAUCUCCAAGUGCACCUACUAACUGGAGGAGAGGCAAACUGCUUGGACAGGGAGCUUUUGGACGUGUCUACCUCUGUUACGACGUAGACACAGGAAGAGAACUUGCUGCAAAACAAGUCCAGUUUGACCCUGACAGCCUCGAGACCAGCAAAGAAGUAAGCGCUUUAGAGUGUGAGAUUCAGUUACUGAAGAACCUGCAGCACGAGCGAAUAGUGCAGUACUACGGCUGCCUGCGUGAGAAAGCAGAGAAGACUCUCUCAAUUUUCAUGGAAUAUAUGCCUGGAGGUUCGGUGAAGGACCAGCUGAAAGCAUACGGAGCACUGACGGAGAAUGUGACCCGAAAAUAUACCAGGCAGAUUCUGGAGGGAGUGUCCUACCUACACAGUAACAUGAUUGUACACCGGGAUAUAAAGGGAGCCAACAUAUUGCGAGACUCUGCAGGGAAUGUGAAGUUGGGCGACUUCGGAGCAAGCAAACGGCUGCAGACAAUAUGCAUGUCGGGAACUGGGAUCCGCUCGGUCACUGGGACACCAUAUUGGAUGAGCCCAGAGGUCAUCAGCGGUGAAGGCUACGGAAGGAAAGCAGAUGUUUGGAGUCUGGGCUGUACAGUGGUGGAGAUGCUGACAGAAAAACCUCCCUGGGCUGAAUAUGAAGCUAUGGCUGCCAUUUUCAAAAUCGCCACGCAGCCGACAAACCCCCAGCUCCCAUCUCACAUUUCAGAUCACUGCAGGGACUUCCUGAAGAAAAUAUUUGUGGAUGCAAAGCAAAGGCCAUCAGCAGAGGAACUAUUCAGAAACCCAUUUGUCCAGAUCACUCACUGAUGGAGGUAGCUGGCUCUGAAGCUGGGAUUAAGAUUUUUUUUUUUAACUGUCUACAGGUUAUUAUGCUUAGUGUUCCAUUCAGUCAGUAUGCUCAGUAACACCAAUCGAAACAUGAGUGCCUGUGCCCCAAGGCAGCAGUUUAGUCUUGUGGUAUAGUGUGAAUGGGGAAGAAUAGCUGGACAACUAUGUGAUUCCCGAUGCAUCUACAGACACCACCACCAGGCUUUUCUGCAGAAGGUCUCAUCCCAGCGCUGUGUGCCAUCAGCUGGACAGCAUUUCAACAGUGUGGAACACCUCAUUAAAACCUUUAGUAGUUACAUAGAAUGCAAGAUUACAACCAUUAUGCAAAAUAUGAUAAACUCUCAAUGCAAAGUGGAAGUAAUGCAGCUUUCCUGAGGAAUGUAUAUAUUGAACUUGGGAGUAUCUUACGAAAGCGCCUUGUCAUCUGUCCAUCCAGCUAUCUCCAUCUAUUUUUCAUGUACGUUGUAGGCAGAGCUUUGUACCAGGAGCCAAGCUUAAGGUGUUCUGGUGAGGUUUGGGCUUCAGCCUGCUGGAAAUCCAUCUCACCUGUUUCUGUCAAACUCGUGCUUCAAUCAGGAGUAAUAUAUUUUUAUUAUAUGAGUGUGUGUACGCACAUACAUAUCCUGUAUGCCAAAGUCUGAUCAUUUUUUUCUCUCUUUACCCAACCUUGAAUGUCUUACUUGAUAAGACCAGAUCCAUAUCAAGGCAAACUGUGAUGUGGUUCUAUCGUUAAGUGUCUGGUAACUGGUUGGAAUGUGCAGAUUUCAACAAUCGCCAAAACCAACGUACUUUUAGCAAAGUAACCAGUCUCCAGAUUUUGGGAGAGUAGCAGGAGAAAGACAAACAUCUCUUUUUAUUUGUCUCCCCUCUGUUUAAAGGUGCUAGUUCUCACAUCUGAAACAAACAGGUGUCCUCUGCCAUUUGCACCCUGUGCCUUUAGGUUUGUUAUGUAAAAAAAAAUUAAUUCAAUGCAAGUUUCUUAUUUGCCAAUGUUAGUGUUCAGCCAGUAAUUGCUCAACAAAGUAAUGACACUGAAAUUAACUCCAGAUCUUGUGUGGAAUAACCCCAUAAAUCAAUAGAGAGAACACCUCAUUCAGAAUUGCCUUUCCAUGUGGCUGAGCCACAGCAUUGGUUUUGUAGUAGGUAAGGGUUUUUGCAUUUCUUUGGUAUCUGCAGCUAGCGAUGGGCAAUACAUCUUUGUGCAAUCAAAUUAGAAUUAAAGUUUUACAUUGAGACUUUUCCACAACUCCACAGUACCCAUGAAAUUGCACAAACAACACUCUAAAAUGCUCUCCCAAUCACACAGGUAUUUUGGAUCUUUCAUGAUGGUGACUGGUUAUUGUCCCACCUAUACUUUUAGUUGAAGCUGCUACACCCCUCCAUGUGCACUGGAGAAAAGUACUUCACAGUGGCAUUUGCUGCAGUACUUGUUCAAAAUAUUUGUUAAUGGCAAGAGUCGCUGCCUUACACACCUAUUAUGCUGUGAAUGGGUGCCUGAUCUCUGUUGCUAGCGCACAGUGAGAGCCACAGUGUCAUCAUUUGAUGCUGUUGAUGACUGCUGAUCACAAAUACCUUUUUCGUCCAGAUAAAAACAAAACACUAUUGACAAUUUUGACCAAGUAGGCCAAGUAUCACAAUAGAGGGGUGCGGGAGCCAUGAUGACUAAUGUUGCUCGUUGUGGUUUUACACUUUGUUUAGCAUGGCUAAAAGCUAGUUUUUUCCCCAAGGUUGGCAACCAUUAGUUAACUUUUUAAAAACCUUUUAUUUCAAGUGACUUUGUUUAAACCAGUUCUGUGAACUGUUGUCACCCCCAACAAACAUUCCUUCACAUGUGUGACCCUUAAAGUACAGACAAUCCCAGAUAUCCCCAAAAUGGUUGCAGUGGAGGUAUUGCUCAUCACUUGAACUGAAUUCUAACAUUGAGAUAAAGAACAAAGGGACAGAGAACUCUCUCCCACUUUCUGUAUAAGACUAAUGCCAACUGCUUUCGGCUCUGUGAAGAUGCACUUUCUUGAAUGUAUUUUGUACUGAACUUAUUUUUUAAUUUCCCCUUUGCUGAUGUAAUUUAUGCCUCUUUAUACUUUUAUUUUAUUUUUUUAUUUAUACGAGAGAUGCUAUUUGACGGUUUUAUAUAUAUAUAUUUAUAUAUAAGACUUGAGACUGUUGCAUAAAUCUAAUGCAUAUAUGGUGCCUUUAAGAAAAAGCAGCUGGUUUUGCAGGAGUUGGACGGAGACUUUGAGUACCAUUCUGUGUUGCCCAGCACAUCGUACAGUGAUGAAUGUAUUCAGCCUUCUUUAUUUUUGCCAGAGGGGAUGUAAUGUGAGUGUUUGUGGUCAUAGCAAAAGUUUCUGGUAGCCUUGAACAAAUUGCAGGCUUGUCAGAGUAGCAAGCACCUGCUGUCAAAAUGUGGCUUACUUAGAAACCAUUGUGCCAGAAGUAUGGAAAUUAGUGAAACAUUUGGAACAGAUGCCAGGGAGGUUCUUCAUUUAGAGAUAGAUGCAAGCUUCUCACAUCUAUGGAAUACUGCCUAUCGAGGGAUCAGUUUAAGAUAAAGGCUGGCCUUGAUGUAAUUGUUGUAAACAGCACCAGGGGCACCUUUCCUCAUCCAGCUCAUCACUUAGUCAAACUAACUGUCCUGAUGUUUUAUUUUGGACCAGUUAUACAACUCCCUCUCCAUCCUCUGUUUCCUUUAGUGACUGUUCCUUCUGCCACCUUAAACUCAUGCUCUGCAAUUCUCUUCUAACUCUCUCCCCAUCUUCACGAAGCUCUUCAAAACUUGUGUCCAGCAGCAUCUUUAAUCACUUUGCCUGUUCUCUCGAUUUCUGCUCUUUUCUUUUUGCUCCAUCCCCACUCCCCUGUUAAACCCACCAGCAGGUAUUUCAUGACAAUUAAGACACCCUCCAGGUACAAAGUUUGGACUAAUUACAGUUAAAUACUGAAUCAGGUGACAGGGAUGGAAUGGCCAAGUGCAUCAAGGAAAACUGUUUACUGUAACCCCCCUUAGAGUAACAAAAGCCACUUUUCCAGUUCUUCCAUUUAUUUCCUUGAGUUAAUAAGAAAUUGGAAUUGGGAAUGUUACUAUUAUAUCUGGGUUUUUGAACAGUCUUGAGUAUUAUCUUAUUUGUAAUGGUCAACAGCUGUUGGCAGGAAGGGGGAAUUGAUUCAUUCUUGGCACUGGGCAGCACAGAAUGUCUGUACAAAGUCUCCAAUCACGUAGGAAUGGCAGGGAGCCCUCUGUCAGAUCCAGAGAAGCGCUAAAGGCUUGCAGUGCAGAGCCACUCCAAUAGAUUGUGUUUUUAAAAUAAAACCAGAUCAUUUUUUCAUAUUUUUAAUGAGGGAAGAUACAUUUAUACAGAUUUUUUUUUCAGAUGACUAUUUUUCAGAGUACUUGAAUGUUUUCUUUGAAAUGAAAGGCAGCCGAGGUUGGUCUACUUUCCUUUAACCUGUUGGCUCCAAUGCCUCUCUAGUAUAACUGUUCCAUAGUGCAUUUCUGUCUGUAUUAAGUGAGACAUUCGUUCAAAGGUCCUAGCAUUUCCUUCAGUUGGACUAUAAAGCUGCCUCUAAGGGGCCCAGUGAAUGACAACUCUUCCCAAGUUCAAACCACGACCUGCAACCUUUGAACCCUCACACCACAUUGGGUCCAGCAACCACUAAACUAUCAUUAUUGUCUGCCAAACUUUGUGCACUCCACCUGACUUAUUACUAUUCCAGAGACAUCGCAAGUUGCAUAUCACAGAUUUAGGAUUGGCUUGGAUCGACAGCUCACAGGUUCAAGGCUUAUUGUAAAAAUAUUGGUCUGUGCGCCUGAGUACAAGAUGUUUGUCAAUGCUGGGAUACCCAGACAUUCACAUACUUAGAUGUCUGCCUCUCCCUCCACCUCCCCAUUAACCUUCCUCUCCCCUCAACUUCACUCAUGGAGACCAGAGGUGGAAGCAUAAUCCGCACUCUAGAAGCUGCUCAAAUGGUGCCACAACAUCUGAAUCAGAUUUCCUUCCCUUUUUUUAUUCUGUGCCUCAAUUACUGUUCAACAGUUACUAAAUACAGCAUUUGUUGAUUAUGCAGUAGCAAAAUCUGCGAGGUGAACCUGCUGAGCCAGUUUUUACCUAUCGCUGGCCCCCUAUCGAGCUCUCCUGUCCCACCCCCCUUCUACCAGCUUAUAGUUCAUCUCAUUUCUAUAUAUCUUAGUUCUGAUGAAGGGUCAUACAGACUUGAAAUGUCAAUUGUGUACCUCUCCGCAGAUGUUGUCAGACCUGAGUUUUUCCAAAUAUUUUUGUUUUUGUUACUAUUUCUGUAGAUGGUGCAGUGCACUAAAGUGCUGGCCAGGAGGAGCUCCAGCAUCCAAAAAUUCACAUCAACAGCAUUCCACUUGGAAUGGCCUGAGCAAGCCACUUCCACACAGACUUUGAGGAAUGGGGCAGAAUCACCUCACAAACCUCUUGCGCACCUAGCUUAACAAAGAUUCUGCAGAGGUGUGGAUAAGGGAUGACUAACCUACCCUCAUAGCCAGGGAAACAGACCUGGGAAAUUAAAUAUAAAGGCUGACCUCCAGAUAUGUUGAAACAUUCACUUCUCAAUGUAAAAUAAUCAAAAUGCAUAACAUCGCAAUGCAAAGUCUUGUACAAUUGCAAAUGUAAGGCGAUCAUGUGUCUUCAAAGGCCCAUUUCUGACUAAAGGUUGUGUGAAUUAUCCAUUGAAUGUUUUAGUACCAAAAGUGCCCUGGUCUCCAUCGAGUAGGCGAAGCAACAGCAGGUGGUGGUGUGCACAUCCUGUAAGCUAAUGCCCAAAUAUACAGUCAUGUAGCCAAAGACAUUAUUGCUUUGAUGAGCCUGGAACAUUUUGAAUCGUGUUCUGUGUCCUUUCCUGCCGACAGUGCCCCCAACCCACGUACCAAAUGGUGAGGCACUCUGCUACCGCACAUACUGUUCCACUACUCAGACUGCUCACUGGAGAAGGUUGAGAGACUGUUUUGAGUGUGCCAUCCUCCCGGAUGUCUCCUAUAUAGCUUGUGGGAGGAGUCUGCACAUAACAGUUUAGGCUGGGAUCAGGAGCAUCCACACUGUUUCAGCAUGACUCCUCAAAUCUUUGACCCACGUGUGAAUCCCCAGCAGAAACUGAAAAGUAUUUCGACAGAACACCCAGGUGUGUACCGUUAGGUUGCUUUGUAGGAAGUGGAUGGGAGCGAGACAGCUCCCAAAAUGUGCCACAAUUCUGGUACACUUUAGUGACCCCAGAAUAUUUUUCUGUAUAAGCGUUAUAAGUGUCAGCACACAUUUUAGCAAACUUGUAUAUGCUUUUUACUGCUUUCCAAAGGGGAAAACCAAGUUGUGUGUUGUACAAGUCGCCCUUGGAGACAAUUGCUCCAUGAUACACUCUAUUUAAACAGCCUGCAUCUUGGUUGCAGAAAUGAAAAAAUUAACACUGUCAAAUAUCUAUUUAAUACUAUUCGCAAAUGUUACAAACUGUUAUUGUUUGUCAGAAAGAGAUCCUUUGCAUAUUGCAGACUCCCAGGCUGGAGAAAGAUUGCCAUAGUUUGACACUUUGGUGUAUAUAAUUUUAUAUUUGUUUUGCAGAAUAUAUGCUUGUACAGUUCUAUAUAUUUGUACUAUGAAGUGCCACAAUGCAGUGAUGUGCUGCAGCUUUUAUGGUCUAGACUCUCGGCCUCUUACUGGCUGAAGGAAUCGUUACAUUCAGGCAGCAGUCCAGUUUGUGGGUCCCUUCCAUCCCUUCCAUUGGGUUAGAUAGGUUGUGUUCUCCUAUCCCCUCCUGUCACGAUGGGAGCUUAUGUGUUCUGUGUUUGUGCUUUUUGCUGUUUGACUGGGGAGCACAAACUAUAAAACUAAAGGGAAAAAACCCCAAUCGUUCGUAUUUUUCCGGCUCUUUAGCUGUUGCCCUGAAGUCUUUAAAGAGGUCUAAGCAACAGGAGCAGUAAUGCGAAAGAGUUAUCUGCCUGUUGCAGUAUAUCUCUACUGUACCCACAUACAAUCCUACCUCAGCUUUCUACUGCGUGCCCCCCCCCAUACCACGAUAUCACUUUUUGAAUCGAUACGCCAAGAGCUGGAAAGAGGUGAGUGAGAGCACUGCUUUUGGAGAAGGUCCAGUAGCAUCUGCUAACUCAAACUUGCAGCCAAGUACAGGGACAGCUUGAUCCAUGAAACACCACUGAGUGGGUGGCAUGAAAUAGUUUGGACUUUCCAUCUACAGUGUUAACAUCACUGUAGGUGCUGAUUUUCCAAGUUAUUUGCAGGAAUUUCUCCCCAUACAAGGUACCAUCUCUCACUGUCCCUGAGAGUGAAAUAUUACCUAUUCUGAUUGGGAGCAAGAUAAGUUUCAGUGCAAAGCCCAUUUAAAGCUGGAAAUAGCCAAACAUGUGUCCGUCCCCUUGGAUUCAGGCUGUCACUAAAUUGCCUCUUUAUCCAGUCCCAGAUUAAAGUGGGCUCAACAUUCAUACAAAUGGGGACAUGAUAACAUAUAGCCAGAGCAGGUAACUAGUCAGUGUCACAGUUCAAGGUCAGUCUGCGACUGCCAGGCAAAUGAAAUUGACAUUUGCACAGCUCUGCUGAAUUUCAAAGCGACCUUUGGAGCUGGACCGCCCCCCCCCCCAUCCCCACCACAACCACUGAGUCAACCGUUGUGACAGCUGGGUGAUGGAAGUUUGCAGGGAACCCAUACUUACCCCCUCAGCAACACAAUACUGUAGGAGCACCAGCAGAAGUCUCAGUCUGUAGGUAUGCACUUUGUUGAAGGGAGCUUGGCCUCAUGCAGGUCUCAUUGAGUGUGCAUCGUCCCUUUUGUUCUAUUCCAACAGUGUGGACCGCAAACCAAGCCAUUUUAUGCUCCUCUUACCACAUAAUUUCUAAAAGGAACUGCCUUUGUUACAGCUUGCCAGUAGGCAAAAGCUAUACUCAGUGUUAUGUGGACUCAGCAGUAUCCUAAAUAGGGGAUAGUUGAGGGAAGAAAAACACCAGAAAAUGUCAGAUUCACACCAGAUCCCUUUGGCUUCUGAAAGAGGAAAGCCCAAGAUCCUUUAUUAGGACCUGAGGAAGGAUCAGACAAUCAGAUCGAGGGUUUCCACUCUGAGGCAUUAACCCAAUGGACUUGUGGCAGUUUUUUUUUUAAACUGCAAACACCCCAAAUCACUAACACUGAAGUGCCGGAAAUAAUUGCAGACAGGUUGGUAGGUCCUCAUCUGUAGCUACGUAAUGCAGGUUGAGCUGAGAAUGGAGAACGAUAACUCCGAUUUGGGGAAUCAUGUUUUGAAGUGUUUUAUGUAUUUUGUAAGUAUGACCCACAUUACAGCAAAUGUGUGUUUGAUACUUUUUUUUUAAAAAAUGCUUUUGGCGUACUAAUAUAUGCACUACAUACACUAAUGCAGUUUAUUUUGAUAAGCUCUUACAUUCAACAUUUAAAUGUAUAAAUUGAACAGUAUUCUGUAUUGGUGUAAUAUAGUUUUUAAUGUUCUAUUCCCUGAUUACAGUAUUUUAUACAAUUGUUUAUUGAUGCUUGUAUGUAGCACUACAUAUAUGUUUUUAAAAGUUUUGCAAAUAUAGGAAAAAAGAUAAAAACAUAAAAA